UGAACGACAUCAAGACAUCAGUCGGAGAACACCGCCAUUUCAUAGCUGGUGCACUGCUCUUGCCGAAUAGUCAGUCAAUGAUUCGCCACCUCGAAGAAUCUUGUCUGUCUUGGUAGAUUCUAAUAGCGGUUCUAUCAAACAUCCAUCCGUGUCGCGUUGCUUGGGCGGCUCGUGAGUGCAGUUGGCAGAGCCAUGCCUGCGCUUUUAGAACUUGCCGUACGGGCUCUGGAGGUCUUCGGUGGAUUUGAUAAUGGCAGAGAUCAAAUCCCUCUGCGAGGAGAGGUUCAUGGCGUGAAGUCUACACCAACGGCAUCAAAAACAUCCAUUCCAGACUACUUCCAAACAACAGAUCAUCAUUUUGCUGGACCUACACAAACAGGUGCAGCACCGUGGCUUGCUCAGACCAAUCUCGCACCCUUCGCGGGAGUGUCUUACAUACCGAAUGCUCCUCUGGAGACCCAAAUUCCCGUGCCAGGAAACACUAAAAACCAAAACAUCUUCCAGAGUCUUGCCAACCUUUCCCCUUACUUCCCUCAUCCGGAUGGCUUUGGCGUCAACGAAUAUCCCAUACCCCCGGGCUCCAACGUCUCCUGGUUAAACAUGGUUCACCGCCAUGGCAGUCGAUAUCCCGAGUUCAGCGGCAGAGCACCAGAACGAACGCUUGGUGCUAAGAUCAUGGCUGCAAAAGGAAACUUCACAGCUCAUGGGCCAUUGUCGUUUCUCAACUCGUGGGAAUUCCUACUAGGUGCCGAGAUAUUGGUUCCUAUCGGUAAACAGGAGUUGUUCAACUCUGGAACUCUGCACUACUACCAGUACGGACAUUUGUAUCCCAACAAUGGAAGUAAGAUUAUUGUGAGAAGUACGACGCAGCAGAGGAUGCUGGAAAGUGCAGAAUACUUCCUAGCUGGGUUCUUUGGUUUGGGGUGGACUGGGAAUGCCACUCUGGAAUUGGUGAUUGAGGAGGACGGACUGAACAAUACUAUGGCCGGGUAUAAGGGCUGCGAGAACUCAAAUUGGGAUGUUGGUUACAAUGCUACCAUGACAUGGGCCAACGUGUACCUUCAAGAUGCACAUAAAAGAAUAACGGAGAACCUCGAAGGGAACCUGGACUGGACAGUGGAAGAUACUUAUAAUGCACAGGCUCUCUGUGCGUAUGAGACCGUCGGCCUUGGGUUCUCUUCAUGGUGCGGUUUCUUUACCUUUGAGGAAUGGGAGGGCUUUGAGUACAGUCUGGAUGUUGGGUUCCACGCUGGCGUGGGUUGGGCUUCCCCAGUGGGACGAGCUAUCGGUAUAGGCUACGUCCACGAAGUCCUCGCCCGCCUCCACCACCACACCAUAACCAAGCCAACUGCACAAAUCAACCUCACCCUCGACAACAACACGCACACCUUCCCCACCCACCAAACCCUCAACCUCGACUUCUCCCACGACGCAAACAUCAUCAGCAUCCUCGUCGCCUUCGGCCUCACCCAGUUCAGCGGCCACAUGCCCCUGACCCACAUCCCACCCUCCCGCAAUUUCAUCCUCUCCCACCUCGAGCCCUUCGCCGGCAGACUCGAUAUCGAACUCAUCCACGCCCCCGCACCCGUCAACCCCAACCGUACCGUCCCCGCGGAUCAAAUCUACCUCGACGGCGGCGGCCCCACGAACUACGUCCGCUUCGUGCUCAACCAGCGCACCAUCCCGCUAGGGAAGAGCCUCGAGGAGUGCGGGGAUAGGGACGACGGGUGGUGUGAGAUUGACGCCUUCUACACUGCACAGAAGAGGCAGAUCGAGCGUGUGGACUUCGACUUCGCGUGUUUCGGGGAGUAUGAUAGGGGGAGGUAUGGGGAUGUUACGGAUGGAAGGCCCCCUGUUGAUCGGGAGGUGGAGAAAGGGGAGGUUGCUGAGGGAAGGGAGAAGGGAGCGGAGUAGAGUCAAGGCGACACAUAUAAGAUACACAGACCAUGGGGUUGAUUGAACUUUGUAUAUUUUACAUAACUUGACUCGGUAUAUGAAGAGUCCCUGAUGUUUCUGGUGCUGACGCCGGGACUAUUGGCAGCAUAGUCCCCUGGGUUGCAAGCUUAAACUAUCG
Aaosphaeria arxii CBS 175.79 is the source of this 2074-nucleotide messenger RNA. Its product is annotated as phosphoglycerate mutase-like protein. The transcript is spliced from 7 exons. Bases 193 to 1914 code for a protein of 573 amino acids. Gene Ontology annotation, molecular function: acid phosphatase activity. The record is from RefSeq and is a predicted model, not a curated record. NCBI's taxonomy places the organism in Eukaryota, Fungi, Ascomycota, Dothideomycetes, Pleosporales.